Molecule: messenger RNA, 1043 nt
Organism: Eufriesea mexicana
Lineage: Eukaryota; Metazoa; Arthropoda; Insecta; Hymenoptera; Apidae
Product: sorting nexin-24
Exons: 3
Coding region: 169-675 (168 amino acids)
Molecular function (GO): phosphatidylinositol phosphate binding
Source: RefSeq, a predicted model, not a curated record
CUUUCGGGAUAUAACCAAUCGGACUCGCAUUCCUUCCGCGGGACUUCUCAGCAACACAUAACAAAGUGUUUGAAGUUUUACGUAUUUUGUGUAAUUUGACUUUAUUACUGUGUUAUUUAUUUCUUAUACACAAGUGUUUUAAAACUCCAGAAAAUUGCUAGCAAUGCAAUGUAUCAAGUUUUCAUUAGUGGAUAUCGUUUGGCCGAAAUGUCACACGGCAAGCCCUAUUAUGUUUAUUGUAUUGAGGUUCUGGAAUCGGAAAGUGGUACUAGAUACUUCAUCGAGAGAAGAUACAGUGAAUUCAACACGUUACAUCGCACGUUGAAGAAAGAAAACGCGGACGUUGCUCCGUUUCCGCCGAAGAAGGUAAGAAAUUCUCAACCAAAAGUGCUCGAGCAAAGACGAAUAACAUUGGAACUAUACAUUCAAAAAAUGUUAAGUCUCUCAGCCACGAAGCAACAGGUUCUCAAUUUUUUGGGCAUAGAAGGUCGAACAUCUGGUGCAUCAUAUAAAAGUGCGUACAAGGAUACGGAGGAUCCACAAUACGUUGAUACUAAUGUUCUCAGCCAUCAACCUGUAUUAACUUUUCAUUGUGAUCCAUACGUUCAGCCCAGCGCCACAUCGAGCAGUCUUCCAGAUAUCGUGAUCAAUGGAGUGCUAUUGGGCAUAUACUAAUUCUUGAAAAGCUUAUUGGUUGAUUAUAAUGAAGUCAAAAAGCGUCAAAAGAAUCAUACAUCAUGUGGGAAAUUUUAACUCUGUAUUAUUAUAAUUUUCAUGAAAAUUAACGAGGCGACUUUUGCUCGUUUCUCUUUAUCUCAUUGGAGAUAAAGCAGUGGGCGUAUUUUAUAUAUGUACUACAUAUGUACUAAUGUAUCGCUGUCGGAAUACCCGACAAUAUGAGAUAUUUGUGCAAAUUCGAUUAACAAAGGAUGCAAGGAAGGGAGGAUCAAUUUACAUGUGAUACGAUUGUACUUGAAUCGAUAUUCCAUUAAGAGAUUAGAAAAUGCGCAAGUGUGCAUGUAAUCAAGGCAUGUAAAAAAAUA